Molecule: messenger RNA, 955 nt
Organism: Lasiosphaeria miniovina
Lineage: Eukaryota; Fungi; Ascomycota; Sordariomycetes; Sordariales; Lasiosphaeriaceae
Exons: 2
Coding region: 219-824 (201 amino acids)
Source: RefSeq, a predicted model, not a curated record
GCCCCUCCCUCACAUCGGCGGAUGAACACUUUCAACUCAAUAAUUUUCAACACUUUCACUCCCAGUGCGCCCAACGCUCUCACACGUGUUGGCAUUGUGGUGGCCAUGCUCAGCCACCAGUCGACAACCCGAGCGCACUUACACUACCACAACAGGCCCCAGCCAACGACCUACUUGGCCGCUGGCCUUUUCCGCCUGUCCCGGAUACGACUUCGUUCAUGGGUGCAGGCUCAUAUACUUCGACACUCGGACUCAGCAUCGAGGAGUCUUAUCCACAACUCGGUCUACCUAACGGCAACGCUGACUUCACUAUCCUACUCGGGUUGAGCCUAGGAGAGGUUAGCGUCUUCGACUUUUUGCCGGAAGACCCCGCUGGACAGCAACUGCACGCUGGUUUUGGGAGUGUGGGACUCGAGACAAUGGGAUUCAGCACGCAAAUGAUAUCACCAAAAGUCGACCUUGUGCCAAGCAGCUCGUCAGGUUCAACGGCGUCGCCCAGUCAUGAUGAGUCUGCUAUCCUCUCACCAAGGCCAGGCCGAGAGAGCAAGUUUAGGUGUUGUGGCGGCUCUUUCAAGAACAAAGCCGGACUCAGCCGCCACAAGAAUCGGUACCACAACAAGCGAUUUCCCUGUCCGCACGAGACAUGCACGGAAAAGCUGUUUGGUACUCUCCAGGACCGGAACCGUCAUUUGGAGACACUGAUACACCGAGGAAAGAAGCUCCAGUGUGACAUUUGCGGAAAAUAUUUCGGCGGGAGGAAGGACAACCUGGGGCGGCAUGUGAAGAAAUGCCGUUCCAAAUUAGAGCUUGUUAGGGCUAAGUAGUCCUGGCAGGCAUUGUGCAGGUGGGGGCAACCACGGGCUUCACUGGGCUCUCCGACCACGAAUACGUGUAAACGUAUUUACUAGUAGGUUUGCAUCGGUUGCCCCCCUCCCUGCCUCGACGAGAAGGAAUG